This is a messenger RNA of Eublepharis macularius, 2557 nucleotides long. It is a transcript of the gene NXPE3, whose product is annotated as neurexophilin and PC-esterase domain family member 3. The coding region runs from base 484 to 2286 and encodes 600 amino acids. The transcript is spliced from 8 exons. The record is from RefSeq and is a predicted model, not a curated record. Lineage: Eukaryota; Metazoa; Chordata; Lepidosauria; Squamata; Eublepharidae.
CGGCCAGCCAAUUGGCGGCGGCCGCAGAGGACGGCGGCGCCUCCCCAGGAUGCUCGUGCUCGCCGCCGCCGAUCAAACCAGCCGCCGGCCGAGGAAGGAAGAAGCGGCUGUGGGGGAGCCUGGCGGGCGGCCUCGGCCGCUGGUAGCCCCUCGAGAGACGGGGGCUGCCGCUCGGGCCGCCAAGUGCUGGCGCCAGGCUCUGUAUUAUGAAAAAAGAGGAAAAGGGACAGACUCUUUUAGCCAUCUUCUGGACAUGAAAGAUGAACAGAUUAUUCUGCCCAACAAUGUUGUUGCUGUAGCAGUUAGAAUCUAUGAUGAAGAACACAGCCAAUCAACACACAGAAAUGUCAUCAUUGUUUGUUAUGUGAUGUGUGUGCACACUAACUUCACCGGUAAGAAGUAAAUAAUCUUCUGACCAACACAAGGAAGAGGCAAUGCAGCAGGAGCCUCCUGUUGAAAUCUCUUGUGCAAUACACAGUCGCAAUGACAUUGGUGCCAGUGGAUUACGGGCAUCAUGGGAGCAUCUUACCUGAGCGAGAAAGGGAUGAAGGGAUCAUGUGGCCCAGUUUCUGUAAAAUACAUACUUUGUGCUUGGGUCUGGCAGUGCUGGCUCUUCUAGUAUUAGUCCACAACUUUUAUCAGUUAGAGAAUCUGGAUCAUGACACAGGUUUAAAAUGGCUGAUAGAAGAUGAUGACCAGCAGUCUUCAUCACAGGCGACUAAAAUACCCCGAAAGCUGUACUGUGGUUAUGAGCACCAAGUGUUGUCCAAGAGAGAGCAAAGGGAAGAAGAUUCCUUAUUUGCUGCUAUCCAGUGGCCCAAACCCCCAAAGAACAAAAUCCCAUUUGUGAGGAGCACUGACCCUUCUCAUAGCAGCUUUGUUAUUCUGAAUCCUCACAUGCAUUUCAGGGUUGGUGAUCAGUUGGAAGUGUUGGUCUAUAUGAAGGACUAUGAAGGGAAACCAAAGCAAUAUGGCGGAGACUACCUUCAGACAAGAAUCCACUCUGCUCACCUGAAAGCUGGAGCCACUGGAAGGGUUGUAGAUUACCAGAAUGGAUCCUACAGAGUUUUUUUCACUUUACUAUGGCCAGGAGAGGUCACAGUAUCAGUGUCCUUGGUCCAUCCUAGUGAAGGGAUCCAAGUCCUUCAACGUUUACGAGAAGAAAAGCCAGAUAGGGUCUACUUUAAAAGCUUAUUCAAAUCAGGGAGGGUAUCAGAAACUACUGUGUGCAAUGUGUGUUUGCCUGGAGACAUGCCAGUCUGUAACUUUACAGAUCUCUACACUAGUGAGCCAUGGUUUUGCUACAAGCCAAGAAAACUCUCCUGUGCCACCAGGACCAGCCAUUACAAAGGGGGAUAUCAGAAGGGCCUUUUAACCUCAGAAGAGAGCCUCCUUUUCCAAAGUGAUGUGAAUAUCAAAGUGCCAAUAUUCUCAGGUGGUCCCGAUACAGUGAUUGUAAGGUCUUUGGGGCAUGCAGAGAUGGACAAUCUGGAAAGAUCGCAGAGCCCUGAUCUAUUUCCUUCUGGUUAUUAUUAUCAAGAUGAAUGGAGGCCAAGAACCCAGUGGAUUCAGCAUUUUAACAAGUCAUCAGAUAUUACUGAAUGUUUACAGGGGAAAGUUAUCCACUUGUUUGGAGAUUCUACAAUCAGGCAGUGGUUUGAAUAUCUAACAUUGUUUGUUCCAGAUCUUGUGGAAUUGAACCUGGGCAGCCCUAAAAAUGUUGGUCCCUUCAUGUCUGUGGACAUAAAGCACAAUAUCUUGCUAAAUUUCCGCUGUCACGGGCCUCCGAUUCGCUUUACUACCGUUUUUAGCAGUGAACUGCAUUACAUCGCCAAUGAACUGAAUCGCAUAGUAGGUGGGAGAAACACUGUGAUUGCCAUAACUAUCUGGUCUCAUUUUAGCACUUUCCCUGUAGAAGUGUACAUCAGGAGACUGAGAAACAUUCGUAGGUCAGUUGUUCGGCUGUUGGAUCGGAGCCCCAAAACUCUGGUAAUCAUCAGGACAGCCAAUGUCCAGGAGCUUGGGCCAGAAGUUAGCCUUUUCAACAGUGACUGGUAUUCAUAUCAGCUUGAUACAAUCAUGAGGAAGAUGUUCUCAGGAAUUGGAGUCUACUUUGUGGACGCUUGGGAGAUGUCACUGGCACAUUACCUGCCACACAAAUUACACCCAGAAGAUAUCAUUGUGAAAAAUCAGUUGGAUGCUUUCCUAUCUCUUGUGUGUCCACCAGAAACAUAUUAUAGUCUACUGAGAGGAAUUCAUAAUCAAAUGUGGUCACUGCUGCUAUAGUAUGGUUUUGAAUAUACCUGCACUACUUAUUUACCAUUGCUAAUUUAAGAUGACUGUAACUUGCAUCUGAUUCAUCCAGACUGCAUUGUAGCAGGCAUAUACAUAUUUACAGCAAAUGAAGUUCAGUUCAGAGAGAUUCACAUACAUUUCUGUAUCACUUCCCAGUUGGCAAAAUGUUGUACAGUUGUUACAUUUGAUUGUACAACAGGCAAGUCAUUAUUUUAUUAAAAUUUCCUUCAUUGCAGUAUUAAUAAACAUAAUUUGGCCAUGA